CGCGGCGAGCGGCGUGCGCGGGCAAUGUGUCUGCGAGCGGCCGCGAUGCAGGCCCUAGCGUACGUGGUGUGCUGGCUGAGCGGGCUCGCUGCCGCGCUCGGCGAGGACUUCCUCUCCCGCGCCUACGAGAAUAGAACUGACCCCGCUUCGCGACAGCUCUACGACUUCAGAAAAACUCACCCAAAACCGAUCGGAUUAUUCACUCUCAGCUCCGGAUAUCCAGUCGAGAUAAGGGAAACCAAUGCAUUGAAUAGUGACUUACUGAUGAAUCGGUUCUUUCUUGACAACAUUUUGCAUUUCGUCUCCGAAAGAAUACCUGAAAGAGUUGCGGCCGGUAAGGGCACCGCGGCGCAGGGCUACUUCGAGGUGACGCACGACGUGUCGCAAUACACCAAGGCCGAGGUGUUCACUGGCGUCGGCAAGCGCACGCCCGUCUCCGUGCGCUUCUCCACCACUGUGCAGAACCGCGGCGGCGUCGAUGCGGGCCGCGAGCCCAAGGGCAUGGCGGUCAAGUUCUACUCGAAGGAGGGCAACCUUGACCUCCUAUGUCUGAACGCGCCCGUCUACUUCUACAAGGACCCCGAGUACUUCUUCAGCGUGGUGCACGGCACGCGCCGUAACCCACGCACUGACCUCUUUGACCGUACAAUGCGCGGCGACGUGUUCACGCUGCGUUUCGACGCCAUCAACGCCUUUCUGCGCCUGCUGUCCGACAGCGGCAUCCCCAAUGGCUUCCGAAAGAUGGACGUAUUUCCUAUACAUACCUUCGAGAUAUACAACGCCCAUGGUGAAAAGUAUUUCGUAAAAUUUAAUUUCAGAACUUUGCAGGGCAUAGAGAAUUUACCGUCGGACGAGGCGACGCGACUAAAUGGCCUGGAUCCAGAUUACUUUGUGAAAGACUUGUACAAUGCCAUAGCCGAGAAGAGGUACCCUUCAUGGAGAUUGGAUAUGGAUGUUCUGACUUUCGACGAUUUGCUACAAUUAGAUUUUAAUCCGUUCGAUGUAACAAGACUCUGGAAAAAAGGAACAUACCGCACCGUGACCGUCGGCAGGCUAGUGCUCGAUAAGAACCCCGACAACUCGCAUCGGGUCGCCGACCAGCUGGCCUUCAAUCCCGCUAACCUGGUGCCCGGAAUAGCCGGACCCAAGGACCUACUGUUCAGGGGGCGAAGUCUCGCCUAUCCCGCGACACAAAAUCAUCGCUUAGGAAGUAACCAUAAUAAGAUUGAAAUCAACAGACCUCUUUAUGAGAAAAAUUAUAAUCGCGACGGAGACCCUCCGGAGAGAGACAAUAUGAAAGACGCCCCGAACUAUUAUCCGAAUUCUUUCAGUGGCCCGGUGCCCUACGUCGAUGCCUCCCGUCCUAAAGAGCAAAUAAUGGUCUACGAGAGCAACGCCGUGGAUCUAGAAGACCCUGCUUAUUUUUAUAACCACAUAUUGCAAACGGACGAUGAAAGGGACAGACUAGCGAAUAACACCGUCGACUUCUCUCUUCUUACCGCACCGCCGUUCCUACAGAGACGUAUUAUCAGACUAUUCUCUUGGAUCUCUCCCGACCUGAGCCGACGAGUGGCGCUGAAGCUGCGGCAGCGGCUGGCGGCGCCUCCGCCGCGCCCACCGCGCGUUCUGCGUCCCGCGAACUGCAUCGUCGGCGGAGACGAGCGCGAUUGCAGCCGCGCCAUCGACCACGAGGACAUCUCAUACGCUGAACAUCUCUUCCAUUAUUGAUAUCUCAUUGGUACUUUGAUGCCAUGUCAUGUUUAAUUUGAAUAAAUAAAAAAAUAACAAUAACGACACAAAA
Molecule: messenger RNA, 1801 nt
Organism: Papilio polytes (common Mormon)
Lineage: Eukaryota; Metazoa; Arthropoda; Insecta; Lepidoptera; Papilionidae
Product: catalase-like
Exons: 2
Coding region: 25-1728 (567 amino acids)
Biological process (GO): hydrogen peroxide catabolic process; response to hydrogen peroxide
Cellular component (GO): mitochondrion; peroxisome; cytoplasm
Molecular function (GO): heme binding; catalase activity
Source: RefSeq, a predicted model, not a curated record